Molecule: messenger RNA, 2110 nt
Organism: Linum tenue
Lineage: Eukaryota; Viridiplantae; Streptophyta; Magnoliopsida; Malpighiales; Linaceae
Source: the annotation of a GenBank genome assembly
CUAGUUGAAAGCUUCUCCUUCCUUCCACUUUGGUAAGGUAAUCGCUGAAGAAGCAACCUGGUGGUCUGGUGGAGAAUGGUCACUUCUUGCUCUCCUCUAAGAGUUUACAGCGUCAUCAAAUCCUACGUCAAAUUGAAGCCGAUCAGUAGCUUACAGGGUCGGAGCUUUUCUUGCUACUCGAGCUUUAAAAGUGAAAUGACUGGGGGGAAGGAUAAGUUAGCUGCCAUGGAAAGAAACAAAAAGCAAAAAUCAAAUAUGUUUGUGUGGAGACCAGUCUCUACUAUUGCCCACUCUAAUGAAGAAUCCUUGAUAAGAGAUGUGAAUCUUCAGCAACGAGAUGGAGAUAGAAAUGAAGAACUGCCAUGCAGCGCUUCUAGCACUAUGUCAAAUAGUCAACAGAGUGUAACUGGACCUGGAGUUGUAAUUGAAGCAGCACAUUCUACUAUCACUUCUUCAUUAGAUGAAAAUGUUGAAGCAGGAGCUUUGGAAGUAUUGUCUGCUGGAAAGCAUUCAGUUUCAAUUGAGGUCGGUGCUUCUCUAAUUCGAUUUAUUAGAGGAAAAGGAGGAAAAACAAAGGAAAAAAUUGAAGAGGAGAUGGGGGUUAAGAUAAUAUUUCCAGCAUCAAAGGAUGAUGAACUUGUUGUUAUCGAAGGUCCUUCAGUUGAUUGUGUAACUAGUGCUUCAGACAAAGUUCAGGGAAUACUUGAUGAGACCAAGUGUAUGCUCAUUCUCUUAAAUCCUCCUUUUUCAUGGUUUAAACAGGCCAUUAGAAGUCACAAUCUUGAUUACUCUCACUUCGUAUCUCUUCCAUUGGCUAUACACCCCGAAUUGGUCGAUAAGCUAGUCAAAUUCCAGAACUCUGUUAUGGGAAAUGAUGAAUUCCUCAAUGAGAAUUUGGAAAAUGAUUCUACUGAAGGUUCCUCAGACAAUGAAGUCAAGGAUCAAGAAACCAACAAAAGACAAGAUGUUGCAGUUGGACUUAAAGUUGGGGAAGGAAACAAUGUUAGAAUCGAUCUGACGAGCAUACCUCUUGUUAGCUACAAGCCUAAACCAUCACAACAGAGAGCAUCAACGUCUGCUUCAUCUGGAAUAGACAAAUCCAUAUUCAUCAAACCUCAGACAUUCCACUUGACUGUACUCAUGCUGAAGUUGUGGAAUAAGGAGCGAGUCAAUGCAGCUUCAGAGACUUUGAAGAAUCUCUCUUCAAAAGUGUUGGAGGCCAUGGAUAAUCGACCUGUCUCUAUCAAACUUAAGGGAUUGGAGUGCAUGAGGGGCUCCUUGGCGAAAGCUCGUGUACUUUAUGCCACCAUUGAAGAAUGUGACACUGAAGGCCGACUUGUACGUGCUUGUGAAGUUAUUCGCAAAGAGUUUGCUAAGGCUGGACUAGUUCUGGAGAAAGAUGCUAAAGAACAGUUAAAGCUGCAUGCCACAGUGAUGAAUGCGAGGCUUAGGAAAGGGAAGGGGAAGAUGAAAACGUUUGAUGCACGAGGCACUGUUGAGCAAUUCGGAGACGAGGACUGGGGCGAAUAUCUCAUAAGUGAAGCUCAUCUCUCGCAGAGGUUUGCAUAUGAUUCUAACGGGUACUACCACUGCUGUGCGUCGAUACCGUUUCCUGAAACUGAAAGUAAGCAGGCUGUAGUUUCUGAUUGAUCUCUAUAUGAAAGGAUUAGAAAGUUACACAACAGUCAUAGAGCAUAUUAGUACUUUGAGCAAUGUUUCUUUUAUGUUGUCCUGUUGAAAUUGUGUCAAUGGUGCCAUGUUCUUAUUGUACUACCGUUGCUGUGCUUAUGAAGUGAAGUUGAAAGAAGAGGGUGCAUGAGAGAGCUCCGGCAAAUUAGGUUAGUUUAGUUGAAAGUGUAUUAUGGAGUGGUAGCAACUAGCAAAAGGAUUAAAUUAGGGUUUGUUCCCACUAAUGUUGGGCGGUUGGGUUGGACCAUUUUAGUUGUUUAUUAUGUGAGGUGAUGAGGUGCGAAUUAUGGUUUAAUGGUUGUUUGAGAUCCAAUUCAUUGAACAUCGUUUCAAUUAAUUUCAUGUGAGGGUUUAGCUGUCAUGUCUCCUACUCCACAGAACACCAUGAUUACGUUAAUUAUGAUUAUUGUUAAUUAUAUAG